GCUGUAAUGCGGCUGCGGGACCGCCCUCUGGGGUUUGACCGCAUCACGCACCACGCGCGUGUGACGCAGUGCCUGGGCGCCGUGGGCGGGCAGCCAUGGUUCCUAGGCGUGGCGCCGCCAUCCCUCGUGCAGGGGGAUGGUGGUGAUGAUGAUGAUGAGGGAGUGCCGCGGGGAGCGGCGGGGCAGCGGUACCGGCCGCCAGAGCCGGGGGCGGUGAGGGUGUUUGUGAUGGAGGGCGCGGUGGUGGUGAAGGUGCAUGCAGGCACGUGGCACGCGGGGCCGCUCUUCGCCCAGCCCUGCAUGGACUUCAACCUCGAGCUCCAAGACACCAACGUGGUGGACCACACAACACACAACUUUGCUCAGAGCGACGGCGCCGUGUUUGAGAUCGAGGAUGCGCACUCGUGAGGCGUGAGCCGUUGGGCUACCAGCAGGCCAUGUGCAUCUGCUGUCGCACGCACAUGACGGUGGCUGUUGCAGUACAACGUUGCGCACGUGGAUGCGCACUUGAGAGUGCCCACCGCAUGUUGUGUGAUGUGACGGGACUACAAUGUAAUGGUCCUAGAUUAUAAUCUUUGCACGUGAGGAGAGGUGAGGUCUUUACACAGAAGAUCAUCGUCAUUGACAACGCAGUCAGUCCGUACAAAAAGGCCCAACUGCACAACUACCCACACGAGAGGAGUGCUCGCAUUAUUGCUUGGAUUCGUCCAAGUUGGUGAGUCCUGGCAUGGAGAUGAUGCACGUACAGGAGGGAUAAAGGCAGCCGUGUGCACGCGAUGGCUGCUGCCCGUUGAAAGAUUGCCGUUGUCAUUGUAGUAGCAAGGAGUCUGAGCAAGGAUCUACGCAAGAAAGAAGGAUUAUUAAAUUUGGAUUAAACCUUCUUAGAUAUAUUUGUAGUUUUGAACUUUUCUGUGUCGCAUACAACAUUCAUUC
Molecule: messenger RNA, 933 nt
Organism: Closterium sp. NIES-67
Lineage: Eukaryota; Viridiplantae; Streptophyta; Zygnematophyceae; Desmidiales; Closteriaceae
Source: the annotation of a GenBank genome assembly